Molecule: messenger RNA, 683 nt
Organism: Ictalurus furcatus (blue catfish)
Lineage: Eukaryota; Metazoa; Chordata; Actinopteri; Siluriformes; Ictaluridae
Product: polymeric immunoglobulin receptor-like
Exons: 3
Coding region: 234-683 (149 amino acids)
Source: RefSeq, a predicted model, not a curated record
UAUUUGGUGUUUUGUUAGAUGGAGGAGCCUCCAAGGAAGUAACAGGAUAUUCAGGAGGAGGAGUCCUUAUCAAGUGCAAGUAUCAUACAGAAUACAGAGAAAACCAAAAAUAUUUCUGUAAGGGUCCAUGGCUAUCCUGUUCUGACCAAAUAAAGACAGGAGCUAAAAACGAGUGGAUAAAUUCAGGAAGAUUCUCACUGUUUGAUGACACCAUAUCAGCAGAGUUCAGUGUGAUGAUCAGAGAGCUCACUGUAGAGGACACUGGGACGUACUACUGUGGAGCUGAUAAAUUGGGAAUAGACCUUUACACACCGGUGGAACUGAAGGUGAAGGAAGAUCUGUCCUAUGAGAAGUCCAUCAGUAAGACUGUCCAUGUAGGAGGAGAUUUGAAUAUCAGCUGUAAAUACCCACAAUCCCUCAGGAGUGACCCCAAGUUUCUCUGCAAGACGAGGCUGCAACGUGCUGCUUGUUCUUAUAAAGAAUCUGUUAAAGAAAGCAGAAAAUAUGUAAAUGAGGGGAAAUUCUCCCUGUAUGAUGACAGAGAAACACAAAUGUUGACUGUGAGUAUUAGAAAUGUAACUGAGCAGGACUCUGGUGAAUACUGGUGUGGAGCUGAAGCAGCCUGGACAUCUGAUGAUGGAUACAAGGUUUAUUUCACACAGAUCAACCUGACAUAUUUCUGA